AUGGCUCGUAUCAGGAGAAGAGGCGACUCUGGCGCCUCCAAGAAUUUCGUUACCCGAAACCAGGCUAUCCGAAAACUCCAAAUCAGCCUCCCCGACUUUCGAAAGCUCUGCAUCUGGAAGGGCAUUUACCCCCGCGAGCCUCGCAGCAAGAAGAAGGUUUCCAAGUCAUCUACUGCCUCGACCACCUUUUACUACCACAAGGACAUCCAAUACCUCUUGCACGAGCCUCUCCUUCAAAAGUUCCGCGACACAAAGGCCCUCGAGAAGAAGAUCUCCAAGGCUCUCGGCCGUGGCGAUGUCAAGGAUGCUGCCCGUCUCGACGGCAACGCUGCCCGCCCCGAGAAGACCGGAAAGCCCAACUACACUCUCGACCAUGUCGUCCGCGAACGUUACCCUACCUUUGUGGAUGCUCUGAGAGACUUGGACGACUGCUUGUCCAUGCUGUUCCUCUUUGCUAACCUGCCCUCAACCUCCACCGUCCCAGCCAAGAUGAUUGCCCGCUGCGAAAGACUCUGCCUCGAGUUCCAGCACUAUCUCAUCGUCUCGCGCAGCCUCACCAAGUCUUUCCUUUCCAUCAAGGGUAUCUACUAUCAGGCCAACAUUCAGGGCGAGGAGGUUCUUUGGCUCGUUCCUUACAAGUUCACCCAACGCGUCGUCGGUGAUGUCGAUUUCCGCAUCAUGGGCACCUUUAUCGAGUUUUACAUGACCCUUCUUGGCUUCGUGAACUUCAGACUGUACACGUCAAUCGGCCUCAAGUACCCCCCCAAGUUCGACUUGGUCAAGGACGAGAAUGCUGCCGAGCUCGGUGCCUUCACCCUCGAGGGCAAGACCCUGGUUGGCGGCGAGGAGCAGAAGCAGCUGGAAGAAAUUGCCCAUCGCCCCGACCCCAAGGUUCAGGCUGCUGUCAACAAGGUUGUCAAGUCAUUGACCUCUGGUGAGGCUAACGGCAACGAGGCUGAAGCUACGACUGAAGAGGAUGAGCAAGAUAACUCCGGUGCUCUCGACAAAUUUGAGCCUGUUGCGCCAGGCGGCGAUGUCCUGCUGCAGCCGGCGGCUGGUGGCAGCGGCCAGGGUGCUCUCUUCUCUAACUUCACUUUCUAUCUCUCCCGUGAGACACCACGUCAACCUCUCGAAUUCAUUCUCAAGGCUUUCGGCUGCAAACGUGUUGGCUGGGAUGCCACCCUCGGCGACGGUGCCUUCACCACCAACGAGCUGGAUCCCACCAUCACCCAUCACAUUGUCGAUAGACCUGUUCUGCAGGCUGUCACUGCUGAAGAGGGUGAUGACGCAGACAAUCAGACCUCCCAAAAACUUGUGCAAAACCAGCGUGUUCCUGGUCGUAUAUACGUCCAGCCGCAAUGGGUCUGGGACAGCGUCAACGAUGUCGAGCUAAAGGAGCCUCAUAUGUACGCUCCUGGCGCUUCUCUGCCUCCUCACCUGAGUCCGUUUGUCAAGAACGUACAGGGUGCAUACGAUCCCACAAUUCCUCUUGAGGAGCAGGAGCCUGAGAACGAGGCUCUUGAGGCCGAUAGUGAUGAGGAAAUUGAGGAUGCCGAUGCUGAUGCUGUUGCUGAUGAAACUGCUGAGGGUAUGGAUGUAGCCGAUGAGGGCGAGGAUGAUGACGAGGAUGAAGAUGAUGAGGACGAUGAAGAUGUGGAUGAAGAUGAGGACAAGGACGAAGAGGAUGAAGACGAGGUUGCACAGCGCCAGCAGGAGCUAGAAGCCGAGAUGACCGGUAACUCUGUCGACGCCAAGAAGGUCAAUGCCAAGACCAAGGCCAAGGCGGACGCCCGCAAGGCCUACUCUAAGAAGUCGCGUGAGGAAGCUGAGGAUCUUGAGCGUGCCAAGGGCAUGCUGAGCAAGAAGAAGCGCAAGCUGUUUGAACAGAUGCAAUACACAAAUAACAAAAAGAGCGCCGCUGACGAGAAGCUGCGCGCAAAGAGAAGAAGACUGGAAAAAGAAAAGGCGAAGAAGGCAUCGGCGUAA
Molecule: messenger RNA, 1986 nt
Organism: Akanthomyces muscarius
Lineage: Eukaryota; Fungi; Ascomycota; Sordariomycetes; Hypocreales; Cordycipitaceae
Exons: 1
Coding region: 1-1986 (661 amino acids)
Biological process (GO): ribosome biogenesis; maturation of LSU-rRNA from tricistronic rRNA transcript (SSU-rRNA, 5.8S rRNA, LSU-rRNA)
Cellular component (GO): nucleolus; PeBoW complex
Molecular function (GO): RNA binding
Source: RefSeq, a predicted model, not a curated record